AUGGAUGCGCGGAGGAGGGGCAGCGCGAGAGGUGCCCCAGCUGUGGCGGGAGCGGUGGCGUGGCUGCUACUUCUUGCCUCGCUUUGCACCGGCGCGUGCGGGCUCAAUGCCGACGGGUUGCUCCUCAUGGCCUUCAAAAACGCGGUCACGGCGGAUCCGCUGGGCGCGCUGGCCGGCUGGACCUACAGCGACGCCGCGCCGUGCGCCUGGAACGGCGUCGUCUGCAACGGCUUCCCGCAGCCCAACGCCGCCGCCGCGCGGACGGCGGUGAACGUGACCUCGGCUUCCGCCGACGGCAACGGCAACUCUGCUCCCGCGCCCGCGCCCGCGCCGGCGCGCAACGCCACCGCGGCGGUGGCGGGCGGCCUCGGCGCGUCGCUGGCGGCGGCCACGGUGUCGCGGGUCAUCAGCCUCGUGCUCCCCAACGCGCAGCUCUCGGGCACGCUGCCGCCGGACCUCGGCCGCGUCGAGCACCUGCGCCACAUCGACCUCUCCGGGAACAGCCUCAGCGGCGGCCUGCCGGCCACGCUGCUCAACGCCACCGAGCUCCGCGUGCUCUCGCUCGCGGGCAACGCCGUCUCCGGCGAGCUCCCGGACGCGGGGGCGUCCUACGCGCGCGGGCUCCAGGAGCUCAACCUCUCGGGCAACGCGCUCGCGGGCAACCUCCCCGCCGCGCUGUGCAGGCUGCCGAGCCUCGUCGUGCUGGGGCUCGCAGGCAACCGCCUCGGCGGCGAGCUCCCCAUCGGGGGCCUCGGGACGUUGGAGCUCGUUGACCUCAGCGGCAACGGCUUCAACGGCUCCCUCCCGUCGGACUUCGGCGGGGCACGGCUGCGCCUGCUCAACGUCUCGUCGAACAAGCUCGCCGGCGCGGUGCCGACCGAGCUGGCCGCGCUCGUCCCCGCGAACGGGACCGUGGACCUGUCGCGGAACAACUUCACCGGCGCGAUCCCACAGGCCGGCCCGUUCGCCGCGCAGCCGGCGGCGGCGUACGAGGGCAACCCGAACCUCUGCGGGCCGCCGCUGAAGCAGGUCUGCUCCAUCCCGUCGUCGCUGUCGAACCCUCCCAACGCCACCGACUCGCCGCCGGCGUUCGCGGCCAUCCCCAAGAACCCCGCUCGCGCCCCGCCGGGAGCCCCGGGGCAGCUGCCGAGCGGGCAGGAUAAGCUUCGUCCCGCUGCCAUCGUGGCCAUCGUCCUCGGGGACAUCGCUGGCGUCGGGCUCCUCUUCAUGCUGUUCAUGUACGCGUACCACGUCAGGAAAAAGAGGCGGCAGCGUCGGGAGGAAAACCCAACGCCGCCGCUGCAGCUGAAGAGCGGGCGAGGAAUCGACGGCGACGUCAAGACGCUUGACAUCGCCGGAGGCAAAGAGGAGAAGGCGUCCACGUCGACGGGAUGCUGCAUUGGCCGCAGGAACGACGGCUCGGACAGCUCCGAGUACUCCGCGUCGUCGGACGGCGAUUCCGACGACGAGGAGGACCUCAAGAAGAGGGGAAGCUUCAUCUGCCGGAGCACCCCGCAGGAGCACGGCGGCAGCAAGAAGCACAACCUGCCCCAGCAGCAGCAGGCGGCCCCCGCGCCUGCGACGCUGGUGACGGUCGACGGCGACGGCGAGCUCGAGAUGGAGACGCUGCUCAAGGCGUCGGCCUACAUCCUCGGCGCCACGGGCUCGAGCAUCGUGUACAAGGCCGUGCUCGCCGACGGCACCGCGCUGGCCGUCCGCCGCAUCGGCGAGAGCGGCGGCGCCGAAAAGCUCAAGGACUUCGAGGCGCAGGUGCGCGCCGUCGCCCGGUUCCGACACCCCAACAUCCUCCGGCUGCGCGGCUUCUACUGGGGCGCCGACGAGAAGCUCCUCAUCCACGACUACGCCCCCAAUGGCAGCCUCGCCAACAUCGCGUUCAGCAGGCGGUUCGGGUCGUCGUCGCCGCUGCACCUGAGCCUGGAGGCGCGGCUGCGGAUUGCGCGCGGCGUGGCGCGCGGGCUGGCAUACAUCCACGAGAAGAAGGGCGUGCACGGUAACCUGAAGCCGAGCAACAUCCUGCUGAGCGCCGACAUGGAGCCCUGGAUCGGGGACCUCGGCCUGGACCGGCUGCUGUCGGGCGAGGCGGCGUCGCACUACCGCGCGGGCGCGUCGGCGCGGCUGUUCGGGAGCAAGCGGUCGAUGCACUCGACGAGCAGCCUGCCGGACUUGUCCCAGAUGCCCGGGCCGGGCGCGAGCCCCUGCGGGUCGGCGUCCGCCGCUGCCGCGGCGGCGGCCGCGUCGUCGUCGUCGUCGGCCCCGGUGCCGUACCAGGCGCCCGAGUGCCUGAAGAACCUGCGGCCCACGGCCAAGUGGGACGUGUACGCCUUCGGCAUGGUGCUGCUUGAGCUGCUCUCCGGGCGGGUCUACUCGGAGGUGGAGCUGUGCCAGUGGCACGCGGGGCUGGUGGCCGCCGAGGAGCACGGCCGCGUGCUCCGGAUGGCCGACCCCACGCUCCGCGGCGAGGCCGACGGCAGGGAGGACGCGCUGCUGGCGUGCUUCAGGCUCGCCUUCGCGUGCUGCGCCAUGGCGCCCGGCAAGCGGCCCUCCAUGAGGGACGCCGUGAUGGUGCUCGAACGGGCGGCGGCGGCGGCGGCAGCGCCCAGCGCUGCGGCGAGCAGCAGCGGCGCCGCCGUUCCCUGA
This is a messenger RNA of Miscanthus lutarioriparius, 2658 nucleotides long. Lineage: Eukaryota; Viridiplantae; Streptophyta; Magnoliopsida; Poales; Poaceae. The record is from the annotation of a GenBank genome assembly.